AUGCCCCGCCGAAAGCCCAAAAAUCGAGAAAAUCAAAGUGCAUCUGAAGAAAACAGUUGCGAAAAUCUCCUCAAUCCAGAAAAUGAAAAUGAAGAGGCCGAUUCUCGUUACCCCGGAGAAAAUGAAACAUUUGCGACAUCGGAAGCCACUUCCAUCGUUUCGAACAAAGACCUGCUAAAAUUUCAAAUCGACCGCUCCGCUCCGACGCGUUCCUGUUCCAGAUGCUCGCUUCAGUUCUUCUUGACAGUCACCUUCACGAUUUUUGUCUACAUUUCUCCGAUUUUGUUCCUGACGCUGCCGAAAUUCAUCCCGCAGCUUUUUGAAACGGAAAUUCCGGGCGAUUAUGAGCCAAUCUCUCAAAACUUCACCGAUAUUGGUUUUCAAGGGCAACUAAUAGCAAUAGCGGUGAAGCUGAUGAUUCUGAUGUUUGCUACUGCAGUUUAUCUAUCUUCAGAAACGCGAAUCGCGCGGCUACCAUCUAUCAAUCUCUACCGCCUGCUCGUUUCAGCAGUUUCUUUCGCCGUUAUUUCAAUCUUCUGGCUUUUCUACGCUUUCAAAGUGAUUCACUGGAACCAGUGGGACUACGCGCCCAUCAUCGUCUUUACCAGCUGUUAUGUCGAUGUCCUCCUGUUUCUUCACUAUCUCGGGCUGGUGAUUUUGUACCUGCGAUGCAAACAUACAGUUUACUUGCUAGAAGUCACCAGAUCGACAGAUGGCGAUACACGAUAUUACAACGCUGGGGCAAAUUCUAUUCAAGCUACAGCCGCUUAUGUUCUUCAAAAAUACUACCGAGACUUUCCACUGUACAAUCCAGCGCUACAGUAUCGCUCAAAAAGCAGCUACAGGGUCAGAUCGAGCUCUUUCAAAGUUUACAACAUCGACGAAACGGGAGAAAAUCAUCAUCCAGAUGAAGAAGCAGACGCAAAAGCGAUCAUAACCGCCGCUGCUAGAAGAAGAGAUGCUGGCCAGAAUGAACGAUACUUCCAUGAUGUGGAGCGAGAGCGAAGAAUCAGAAAACGCCGCUCAAGACUUGAGUGCGCCGUCGACGAUGCCUUCACCGUUGUCCACCGAGACAUCAACAGCAAUCACUCGGCCAGAGAAGUCGCGGAAGAAUUGUGGCCAACGAUGGCGAGAAGCAUGCAAAAAUAUCUUAGAACGACGAGGCAGCAUCAGCACUACACUCGCGAAGACGUCCUCGACCACCUUUCUUUCUGCUUCCGCCACGGCAUAGGCCCCCGCGGCUUUCUCGCGAAAUAUCUCUCCCCUCAGCCUUCGAUAACUUAUCCCGGCCAUCUGCUGGACAACGCCGCCUGGUCGGUUUCCUGCGACGAGCCACUUCUUUCCGGAAUUCGAGCGGGAGUGACGUUCGAGAUUAUACAGUCGGAUUACAAGCUCAUCGUUACUGUAAGAAAACAACCGACUCUGGUACUUCACGAUGAGUACAUCGACCCAAAGAGUUUUCGAUUCAAAUUGGACUUGAAUCAAGCAGAGUCCCCUGUAUGA
Oikopleura dioica is the source of this 1503-nucleotide messenger RNA. The record is from the annotation of a GenBank genome assembly. NCBI's taxonomy places the organism in Eukaryota, Metazoa, Chordata, Appendicularia, Copelata, Oikopleuridae.